Iphiclides podalirius (scarce swallowtail) is the source of this 2781-nucleotide messenger RNA. The record is from the annotation of a GenBank genome assembly. NCBI's taxonomy places the organism in Eukaryota, Metazoa, Arthropoda, Insecta, Lepidoptera, Papilionidae.
AUGGGAAAACACACAGAUGGAUUUACAGAGUCCAUAGUGAACCUGAACAUGAAGAAAGAUGAAAUAAGUGCAAAUGUUAAAGAUGUUCUGGUUAAAAUUACUCUCAACGUGCUCUCGACUUGGCAAUACGCCGAGAAGCACAUAAAUGAAUGUGAUAUAUCGUUAAUUAAAAAUUUAGAAGAGUAUAUUUUGCUGUACAAGAAGUAUUAUUUAGCUAUAAGCAAUUUGAUUGUUAUUGGAGGAUUUGCUCACAUUAAUAAUGUUAUCGAUGUGCCAUCAAGUGUUUAUAACUUAUUUAGCGAUCAGCUUCCAUCAAACAAACAGAAGAAUAACAAGAAGACAUUAGAAGCGGUUGUCGCCUUAGCCUUUGUGCAACCAUUGACAAGGUUAAGCUCAUACAAAUGUAUUGCGCAGUCGCUCUUGAGGCACAGAUCUAAAAAGAAGAAAAGCGAAGCCAAAGCGAGCACAGAAGACAAGCUCAGCAAAGUCAUAUCAUCGUUGGACACGAUCAUCGACGACCAAGAGAAAAAGAGAAAGGAGGCGGAUGUUACGAAACUCUUUUGGGAUACGAUAGGGAAACCACUGGAGCAAUACCGCACUCCAGAUAGACGGCUGGUGAGGGAAUCGAAAUCCCGCCAACUGAACUUGGUGAACCCGGGCCGCUUCAGCUCUCAUUGGUUCGUCCUUUUCAACGAUCUCUUCGUCCACAUGAGCGGCAGCGUUAUAAAUGUUCACCCGGUAGAAACGCUGUGGGUCGAGGCCGUCCCAAACACGGACCCACAACAAAACGUCAUCCAACUAGUGACGCCCGAGGAGACCAUCUUGAUAUCGACCGGCGCCGAACAGGAGAAGACCGAAUGGAUCCACUCGUUCAACACAUCUGUACGCACCGCACUGAAGAAAGACACACAUUUUAAGCCGCCCGCCAUCAGGACAGCCAGCUACACUUUUUCUAAUAAGAGCGCGUUCUACAAGGAAGCAAAGUACAACGGGAGGUGGUUGGACGGCAAGAUGCACGGACACGGCAAGGUCGAGUGGCCCGAUGGGAAGCUCUACGUGGGGCAGUUCCAGAUGAACGCGCUGUGCGGCCACGGUAAAAUGGAAAUCCCCAACGUAGGCACCUACGAGGGGCAUUGGAAAGAUAAUCAGCAGAACGGAUACGGCGUGAUGAAGUAUACUUCGGGCGAUUUGUUCGAGGGCUACUUCAGGGAGGGGCACCCUCACGGGCACGGGGUGAAGAAGCAGGGCGACUUCAAAUCGUCGAACGCCACAAUCUACACCGGCGAAUGGGCCUUCGGGGUGCGGCAGGGGUACGGCGUGAUGGAUGACAUCGGGAAGGGGGAGAAGUACCUGGGCAACUGGAGCGACAACAAGAAGCACGGGUGCGGCCUCAUAGUGACCUUGGACGGCAUAUACUACGAGGGACUGUUCACGCAAGACGUCCUGACGGGCCACGGGGUGAUGGUGUUCGAGGACGGCACCCACUACGAAGGUGAGUUCAGGUCGGCGGGUGUGUUCUCCGGCAAGGGUGUGCUGACCUUCUCCAGCGGUGACCGCGUGGAGGGCUCCCUCAGCGGCGCUUGGACGGAGGGCGUGAAGGUCACCAAUGCGGUGAUGCAGCUGAACGUCUCCAACCCCGCCCCCGCCGCCAACGCCAAGCCCAGCUCUUUCGGGAAGCUGAGCGUGGCCCCUGGCCAGAAGUGGAACGGGCUGUUCCGCCAGUGUCUGCAGUGCCUGGGCGCACCAGAGGCGCCCCCUAGCUCAGACCCCGUCGACAACGCGAAGCUCUGGCAGAACUUGGCGGUCGCCAUCUCGUGCUCGCACAAGAAGGGGAAGCCCCAAUCCGUAGGUGCCGACCUCGAGAAGUCGGAAGACCGCCUCGAGGUGAUCCCGCGCUUCGGCCAGCGGAGCCUGGAUUGCGAGGACUACGCGGAGCUGAGGCAGUAUCUGAACAACGCUUGCGAGUCGAACCACCACCCUUUGGGCCAACUGGUGCUUGGUUUGACGAGCGCGUUCAACACCACGUAUGGGGGCGUUCGCGUGCACCCGUUGCUGUUGAGCCACGCCGUCAAGGAGCUCAAAAGCAUCACCACCAGGCUGUACCAAGUUGUCAGGCUGCUGUUCCCCGCGCUGCCGCCAGAUGGCGCCGAGCUGGUGCUCACCAGGCCCGAAGACCCCAGCGACCUCACAAAUGGGGAGGCGGAGGUGGUCUCCGCGGCGGCGCUUCUGCAGCCGGCUCUGCUGCCGCGCGUCCACCCGGCGCUGUUCGUGCUGUACGCGUUGCACAACAAGCGGGAGGACGACCUCUACUGGCGGCGGCUGCUCAAGUGGAACCGGCAGCCGGACCUGGCGCUGAUGGCCUUCCUCGGCAUCGACCAAAAAUUCUGGCUCGGCUACACGAACCCGCACUGCAACAAACAACUGUCGCCACCACACUCGCCCCAGAAGGACCAGCUGUUCCAAGAGGCGGUCGAGACGCUGCAACAGCUGAAGACCACCUUCUCGCCGAUCGAGAAGCUUCUUGUUAUUCGUAGCACAUUCCAGAAGAUGACCACUGCCGUGCAGCAGCAGUUAGGCGCCAGCUACCUGUGGGGCAUGGACGAGCUGUUCCCCGUGUUCCAGUUCGUGGUGGUCCGCGCGAGGAUCCUGCAGCUUGGCUCCGAGCUGCACUUCGUAGAGGACUUCCUCGAGCCGACUGCGCAGCGAGGAGAACUCGGCCUCAUGUUCACCACGCUCAAGGCUUGUUACUUCCAGAUUCUUCAAGAGAAAAUGUCCAUAAAU